Messenger RNA from Cucurbita pepo subsp. pepo (vegetable marrow), 1523 nucleotides. RefSeq names its product protein EMSY-LIKE 3. Gene Ontology annotation, cellular component: nucleus. The record is from RefSeq and is a predicted model, not a curated record. NCBI's taxonomy places the organism in Eukaryota, Viridiplantae, Streptophyta, Magnoliopsida, Cucurbitales, Cucurbitaceae. Gene Ontology annotation, biological process: defense response to fungus.
UGGAGCUCUGGGGGCGUUUCGCGUUGUUUUUGCAGACGCGGUUUUCGUAUUGAUUGGGGACGAAGACGACACCUCUCUUCUACACAUAAUCAAGCGCCAGUCAACAUUCAGUUCUUCCUCCAAACUCUGUUUUAUCUUUCUUUAUCUUCUUUGAUCGAUUUCUUUUCUUGUUUUUUUUACCCAUUUCCCCUUUUGAUUCUUGACUCUAGCAGUUCUUAUCUAUUGAUCAAGAUCCCGCGUUCUCCCGCGUUUAAUCCAGUUCUCAGCUUCUUCUUUGUCGAUAAUCCAUUUUGAAUAUUUUCUGCGCUCUUCCUCUUCCAAUCUUUCCAGGCUCUUUUCAUUGAUCAUGGACUAUGAAGCCUGCGACAGUAGCGGUACUGAUGAUGAUCAUCCACCAUCACAUCAUAACAGAGUUUCUAGAGGAGGUCACAUAUCUGGAAGGGGGACGUCUGUUUUGAGUUCUUUUCCAUAUUCUAAAGUGCAUGAUAUGGAGACCCGGAUUCAUCAUCUCGAAAAAGAAGCUUACAGCUCUGUACUGCGUGCGUUAAAAGCCCAAGGGGAUGCCAUUACCUGGGAUAAAGAAAGCUUGCUAACAGAGCUUAGGAAAGAAUUGAGAGUUUCAGAUGAUGAACACAGAGAGUUGAUCGCUAGCGUUAAUUCCGAUGAUAUCAUCCGUGAGAUUAGGGAGUGGAGACGGGCAGGUGGGCACCAAAACAUGAGUUGCAGUUCGUCCCUGCCAGUUCAUGAUGUCGUUCCUAGUCCAACUGUUUCGGCAUCCCGUAAGAAGCAGAAAACAAGUAAAUUGUACUCUUCUUCGGUUCCUGCUGGAAGCAGACAGUUAAAUAAUCGUAGUUCUUCUGGGGCUCUUCUGGCAAACGGAUCUGCUGAAGCUCCAACAUAUGAUGAGACUUUCAUUGGAAGGAAAGUGUGGACCAGGUGGCCCGACGACAACAACUUCUACAAGGCUGUCAUAAGAAAUUACGAUCCGGUUAAGGACAAGCAUGUCCUGGUUUAUGAUGCAAACACAUCACGUGAGACGUGGGAAUGCGUUGAUAUUAAAGAGAUCCCGCCCGAGGAUAUUCAAUGGGAUAGGGAGGAUCUAAGAAUGACUCAUCGAGGAGGCCAUAGUGGCCGUGUGUUUAGAAGAACACAAAGCUCGGGUGGUUUUGCUCCUGGUGCUGGUAGGGGGAGAGGACGCUCAAUGAGCCAAUACAGAAAGGAAAUUUCUCCAUCACAAAAUAGUGUUGGAAAGAAAGUGAUGGAUGAUAUUGAAUUACUUAAUACAGAGGUAUUAGUAAAGGAGGUCGAGAAAGUUUUCAACUCAAGUAAUCCCGAUCCCGUGGAGCUCGAAAAGGCAAAGAAAGUGCUUAAAGAUCAAGAGAUGGCACUUGUGGAUGCAAUUUCUAGAUUGGCGUAUACAUCUGAUGGUGAAAGUGAAAGGGAAGCAGCCAAACGUGCAUGAUCAAUUAGUUGACAAAAACAACGAUACUUGAGCUACCAAGUGCCAGUGCCAAAUCUGUACA